AUGGACACCCUGAGGAACCGGACGGUGGAGGAGCUCCAGGAGCUGCAGGAAAAUGCAGAGGAGAUCGAGCGCCUGGCCCUGGAGUCCCAGGAGGUUCAGGAGCUGCAGCUGGAGAGGGAGAUGGCCCUCGCCUCCAACCGGAGCUUGGCCGAGCAGAACCUGAAGUUCCAGGCGCCGCUGGAGACGGGGCGCACCGACCUCUCUAACAAAUACGAAGAGCUGCAGAAGCUGGCUGAGCGGUGUAAAGAGCAAAAGGCAAAACUGGAGAAAUUUUCAGCAGCCAUGCAUCCUCAGACCUUGCUGGAUCUCCUGCAGGUGGAAAGCCAGAAAAUCGAAGAGGAGUCUGAGAAAAUGGCCGAGAAGUUCCUGGAGGGUGAGGUGCCCCUGGAGACAUUUCUCGAGCAGUUUUCCGUGAUGAGGAACUCCGGGCUAUUCCUGGUCUCCGUCCAGGGGCCCCCCACAGCCCCCAACGUUUCCUGGCUCUCACCCCUCUCCUCCGCCACCCAGACCCGGGUACCCUCCCUACUUCCCCCCCAGCGCAGCGAGACCGCAGUGCCCCUACCCGACCCAGCCGCCUCUCCCUAAUUUCCCAAUCCCCCCACAGCCUCCCUGUCCUCCUGGACCCCCUCCACCCUUUGGAUACCCCCCACCUCCAAACCCUCAGCACCCUGCUUGGCCUGGUUACUAAAUCAGGACUCGCGGGGAGCAUCCUCUGCUGCUCCCUCCUUUUUGUGGACUGAGGAAGAAGAGCAAGCCGAGAGUGUUGCUCUUUGA
Nipponia nippon (crested ibis) is the source of this 774-nucleotide messenger RNA. The record is from RefSeq and is a predicted model, not a curated record. Lineage: Eukaryota; Metazoa; Chordata; Aves; Pelecaniformes; Threskiornithidae.